GGGCUUUUCUUCCUUUUCCCGCCUCUUCCACUCGCGCUAUUAAUAACUUCUGCUCUUUACAUUUCAUUGUGAUCAUCACUGCUACUCUCCAUGUCUCCGACUCAGGAUUAAAUGGAUGUGCGAAGACAAAAUCACAAGGCAAUGGAAAACAAAUACUGGCUGCAACAACAAGCUGAGAUUGGUAUGUUACAAGACGACCUUCGACCGCAGGCUCGCGUCACAAGAAGGGUGAAUGCACACUAUGUUGCUGCAACUGUUCCUGAAAUGCAACAAGAAAACGCAGCUUCAUCCGUCCAUCAAAUUUUGCAUUCAAAGGAGAAAGAGCGAGUGUUAUGUGAUAAGCACCAAAGGAGAACAUCUUUCAAUGUCGAUAAGUACAAUUCAAAUAGUAUAUUUCCCAGACUUGCUAAGCAUGAUUGUGAUGCUUCUGCUGUAUAUGCAUCCUUUUCAAAAGAUGGUAGCUGGACAGAGGAUUUUUUGGGUUCAAGAGGCAAGCAUGGUGGUGGUUCCAUAGGGCGAAGGAUGAAUACAGAAGGCUGUUUUACAUCAGCAUCAUGCUUCAAUGCGCAAACAUCGAACAAGAGAGAAUAUGGAAAAUGCUAUUCUGAUAAAUAUUAUAUCAUGACAGAUUACGAAAAUGAUGAGUUAAUGGGUUCAAGGGUCAAGCAUCAUAGAGGAUCUGCACUGUCGAGGCUAGGCAAUAAAGAUCCUUCUAUUUCACAUUCAUUUCCUGAAGCUAAGAGAGAAUCUGCUUUCUCAAGGCUUGGCAAUAAUAAUUCUUCUAUAUCACGUUCAGUUCUCGAAGCUGGGAAAGGAUCCGCAUUGUCAAGGCUUGGCAAUAAUCACUAUUCUGUUUCAACUUUAUUUUCUGAAGCUAAGAGAGAAUCUGCAUUAUCCAGGUACGACGAUAAAGAUCCUUCUAUGUCACUUUUGUGUCCUGAAACUAAGAGAAUGCAGGUUCGGGCAAAUGCUGUUGAUGCUUGGAGACUUGGUGUUAUCAGUUCUGCAGGCUAUCUUUAAAUAAGCUUGCUAUUGAACAAAGUUCUAGUUUGAUUUGAAAAUCCGAAAAGAAACAAAGUCAUCUAUACUAAAAUACUGCAAAAUAUGAACUGAGCCGGUUCGGGUAGUGAUCUAACAUGCAAAUACAAGUAAAACCGAUGGUCUUUUGGGGAUGUUUCAUGAGAAACUACGAGCUGAUUUACAUUGUUGUAGAUAAUAGUAGCUCAAGUCUACUUUACUCUAACUAUCCAAGAACUGCAAUGAAAUAUUGUCUGCAGGAAUUAUCAGUCAAUUUUUGCUGGGUAUUUUUUCUAAAAGUA
Mercurialis annua (annual mercury) is the source of this 1319-nucleotide messenger RNA. RefSeq lists its product as uncharacterized. The transcript has 5 exons. The coding region runs from base 112 to 1020 and encodes 302 amino acids. Lineage: Eukaryota; Viridiplantae; Streptophyta; Magnoliopsida; Malpighiales; Euphorbiaceae. The record is from RefSeq and is a predicted model, not a curated record.